Messenger RNA from Drosophila miranda, 594 nucleotides. RefSeq names its product rho GTPase-activating protein 19-like. Gene Ontology annotation, molecular function: GTPase activator activity. The record is from RefSeq and is a predicted model, not a curated record. Gene Ontology annotation, biological process: signal transduction; regulation of small GTPase mediated signal transduction. Gene Ontology annotation, cellular component: cytoplasm. Lineage: Eukaryota; Metazoa; Arthropoda; Insecta; Diptera; Drosophilidae. The transcript is spliced from 3 exons. Bases 1 to 594 code for a protein of 197 amino acids.
AUGCACCUGGAGGAGCUCAAAGAGUUUCUUAUGCUGGAGAAGAAUCUCACCCAGGAGGGACUAUUUCGCAAGACAGGAGCCGUUUCCAGGCAGAACGAGCUACGAAUGCACAUACAGCACGACCAGCCCUUGGAUUUGGAACUGACAAGAUUCUCGGCUCACGACUGUGCCACUGUUUUUAAGAGCUUUCUGGCCGAGCUGCCAGAGCCUUUGCUUACAGACGCCCACUAUCCAGCACAUCUUCAGAUAGCGCCGCUUAGCCAGGCAGUAAUGGGGGGUCAGGUGGCGGCUACCGCAGAGCGCCAACAACAUCUUCUCAACUCGGUGCAGCUGCUCCUUCUCCUGCUCCCCGAAGAGCAUCGCGGGUUACUGCAGCACAUUAUUAAAAUGCUCCAUUCGGUGGCAGCGCGUGAGGAGAGCAACAAGAUGUCCGCGGAGAAUUUGGCCAUCUUGUUUACACCGCACCUGAUUUGCCCCAGGCAAAUGCCGCCUGAGGCGCUCAACUAUACGGCGAAGAAGAUGUCCAGCAUUGUGUCCUACAUGAUUCAGCAGGCGCAAAAGCAAAAAAACCAUGUCACCGGAGCAAACCCUUGA